Molecule: messenger RNA, 753 nt
Organism: Coccomyxa subellipsoidea C-169
Lineage: Eukaryota; Viridiplantae; Chlorophyta; Trebouxiophyceae; Coccomyxaceae
Product: ubiquitin-domain-containing protein
Exons: 5
Coding region: 1-753 (250 amino acids)
Biological process (GO): modification-dependent protein catabolic process; protein ubiquitination
Cellular component (GO): cytoplasm; nucleus
Molecular function (GO): protein tag activity; ubiquitin protein ligase binding
Source: RefSeq, a predicted model, not a curated record
AUGGACUCCAUUGCGCGAACCUGCUUGGGGGCUCUAGCAAAUGCCGCAAGGCUGCGCAAUGCCUUUGUGCCCCUUCUGGACGACCUUCCUAUUACAGACCGCGCAGCCUCAGUGCUGGAAUUGAUCCACUACAAUCCACAGCGCGGCACAGACACAUCAGACAUCCAAUGGGGCUGUGAAGCUCAUGAGGACCGGGGCCUCCUGACUGUCAUCUACAGCCCUCUCAGCAGAGGCCUGGAGGUGCAAUCAUCAUGGGGGGACUGGCAGAGCUGUGUCCUACAGUCGCGGCACGUGCUCUUAAUUGCAGGUCACACGCUGGAACAUGCCAGCAGCGGUCACUAUAUUGCAGCCCAGCAUAGGGUGGAUGGCGCUCGGGUGACGCAUGGCAGAGACUCUAUCGUGUACAAGCUGCGAGCACGCACAGAUGCUGAAAUCGACACCAAGGCAGCAAUCUUGGCUGCUGGCCUGCCCUACAGACCUGCCAGGUAUCCGCAGCCGGGACCCAGACUUCGGUUCUUGCUGUAUGUCAUAACUUUGACAGGAACUCUCAUCAGAGCAGACCUGAAUGCGGGUGCUCAGGCAGCCACUGUCCUGGACCUUAAGGAGCGAGUGCAGGACAAAAGUGGAAUUCCUGUGGACCAGCAGAGACUCCUAUACGCAGGGAUCGAAUUGGAAGAUGACAGGUUGUUUUCAGAGUAUGACAUCAGGCAUGAAUACAAGAUCCACCUCGUGCUGAGGCUGCGCGGAGACUGA